GCGCGUUUGUGGUGAACAAUGACUGGCGUAAAGGUGGGCUUCCAAGGCCAGAAAGGCGCAUAUUCGGAGGGUGCUCUGGUGGAGUUGUUUGGAUCUCAGGCACGUUGGGCGGGCAAUGCCGUCGAGCCGGUUGGGUUCGAAACGUUUGCCGAGGUUUUCGAUGCAAUUCAGAACCAGUCUGUGCAGUAUGGUCUUAUUCCCAUUGAGAAUUCCUCUACGGGAACCUUUCAUUUUACAUACGAUCUCCUCCUCCGACACUCCUUGUACAUUGUAGGAGAAUACCAGUACCACGAAAAGCACUGUCUUGUAGCACUUCCCGAAGUCAAAUUGGAAGAUAUCACUCAAAUCAAAUCCCACCCAUACGUUAUUGACCAGUGCCGCAAGUUCCUUGCGAACCUGGAUAAACGAAUUGCGAUUACUCAAGCACAAGAUACUGCCUCCAGUGCUGCUAGUAUCGAAAGGGAGAAGCUCACAACAACAGCAGCUAUUGCCGGUGCCCGAGCUGCAAAUAUCUACAAUCUCAAUAUACUCAAAGAAGGCAUCGAAGACGAUGAGAACACCGUCACCCGCUAUGUGCUCAUAUCCCGUACGCCGAUUCAACCGGAACGGCACCAGGACCCACGAACGAGCAUAUCGCUAUGGCUGAAGAAUCAGGUUGGGAUGUUCCAUAAAGCCAUUUCAGCAUUUGCGCUGAGGGACAUCAACAUCUCAAAGAUCGAGUCACGGCCGUCCACGAGGUCAAUCCAGCUGUCAAAGCCGUGGGAAUAUGUCCUGUAUAUUGAUGUUGACGGUAGUUCGUUGGAUGCACCCCUGGCAAACGCCAUAAAGAACCUGGAGGAAUUUGCUUCGCAUGUGCGCGUCCUCGGAUCGUACCCUCGAUAUCAGCCCCCUGCACAGCGGCCCACGGGUGUGUUUGGGAUUGGAAUGUGAGCGGCUGCAUGUCGUAUUUUCGUUGUACAUUUUGGACCAAGUUCAUCGCUUGGAUGAUAAUAAUUGUACUGCCCACGGUCAAUUAUAUUUGAUAUAAGAUGUGCCUCAAAUUCAUUUCUGGGAUAUCC
This is a messenger RNA of Spizellomyces punctatus DAOM BR117, 1058 nucleotides long. RefSeq lists its product as uncharacterized. Gene Ontology annotation, cellular component: cytoplasm. Gene Ontology annotation, biological process: L-phenylalanine biosynthetic process. The record is from RefSeq and is a predicted model, not a curated record. Gene Ontology annotation, molecular function: prephenate dehydratase activity; chorismate mutase activity. The coding region runs from base 19 to 930 and encodes 303 amino acids. NCBI's taxonomy places the organism in Eukaryota, Fungi, Chytridiomycota, Chytridiomycetes, Spizellomycetales, Spizellomycetaceae. The transcript has 9 exons.